Messenger RNA from Portunus trituberculatus (swimming crab), 4097 nucleotides. RefSeq names its product alanine--tRNA ligase, cytoplasmic-like (gene AlaRS). Gene Ontology annotation, biological process: alanyl-tRNA aminoacylation; tRNA modification. The record is from RefSeq and is a predicted model, not a curated record. Gene Ontology annotation, cellular component: cytoplasm; mitochondrion. Gene Ontology annotation, molecular function: amino acid binding; alanine-tRNA ligase activity; ATP binding. Bases 140 to 3811 code for a protein of 1223 amino acids. NCBI's taxonomy places the organism in Eukaryota, Metazoa, Arthropoda, Malacostraca, Decapoda, Portunidae. The transcript is spliced from 3 exons.
GGGCCCCGUCGGUCUUUUCUUGUUUUGACCGCCGGCCUGAGCGGGGCGGUGCUACGGUAUUCCUGCUUCCAGCCCUACUUGAAAGCUUGCAGCAGCCCAUCCUUUUGCUUCCUCCGUUCUUUGCAUCCCUACACAUACCAUGCACAAGCAUAUCAUGACUGGGGACCUGCUGGACAAGCAAGAUUUCACUAACAAGAUGAAGAGCUGGGAGGUGCGCGAGGCCUUCCUGGAUUACUUCCGUAAAGAUCAUGCCCACACCUACUGCCACAGCUCCUCAACGGUGCCCCAUGAAGACCCCAUGCUGCUCUUCGCUAAUGCUGGCAUGAACCAGUUCAAAGCCAUCUUUGUAGGCUCAGUGGAACCCAGCAGUCCCUUAGCAGGCCUGGUGCGCGCAGUCAACUCCCAGAAGUGUAUUCGUGCUGGUGGGAAGCACAAUGACCUGGACGAUGUGGGUAAGGAUGUCUAUCACCACACAUUCUUUGAGAUGUUGGGCAACUGGUCCUUUGGAGACUACUUCAAGAAGGAGGUGUGUGCCUGGGCUUGGGAGUUGCUGGUGGAUCGAUUUAAUCUCCCUAAGGACCGGCUGUACGUGACUUACUUUGGUGGCAGCCCCGAGCAGGGCCUGGAGCCUGACCUGGAGUGUCGUCAGAUCUGGCUUGACCUGGGUAUUGCAGCAGAGCGAAUCUUACCUGGCAGCAUGAAAGAUAAUUUCUGGGAGAUGGGAGACACGGGGCCUUGUGGACCUUGCUCAGAAAUCCACUUUGACCGCAUUGGUGGUCGUGAUGCUGCCCAUUUGGUUAAUGAGGAUGACCCGGAUGUACUGGAGAUCUGGAACCUUGUGUUCAUGCAGUACAAUCGUGAGGCUGAUGGCACCUUGCUCUCCUUGCCCAAGAAACACAUUGACUGCGGGAUGGGGCUGGAACGGUUGGUGUCAAUAUUACAAGGCAAGACUUCCAACUAUGACACUGAUCUCUUCACGCCCAUCUUUGCAGCCAUCCAGGAAUUGACAGGCUGUGAGCCAUACAAGGGGAGAGUGGGUGAUGCAGACGCUAACGGUGUGGACAUGGCUUACCGUGUGGUGGCCGACCAUGUGCGCACCCUGACAGUUGCUCUUAGUGAUGGUGGGAUGCCAGACAACACAGGGCGUGGGUACGUGCUGCGUCGGAUCCUGCGGCGUGCUGUGCGAUAUGCCACAGAAAAAUUAGGCAUGCGGCCAGGUGUACUGAGCACCUUGGUUGAUGUGGUGGUGGCACUGCUUGGAAAGGCUUUUCCUGAGGUCACUCGUGAUCCACAAGCAUUGAAAGAUGUGAUUGAUGAGGAGGAGCGGCAGUUCCUGCGGACGCUGGUGCGAGGCCAGAGGGUGCUGGAACGUACCGUGAAGCACUUGGGGAACACGGAUGGCAGUAGUGUGGUGCCGGGUGAGGUGGUGUGGCGUCUGUAUGACACUUAUGGUUUCCCUCCUGAUCUGACACGUCUCAUGGCUGAAGAACGAGGCUUGGGUGUAGAUGAAGCAGCUUUUGAUCAGUGCCGGCAGGCAGCUCAGGAACGUUCCCGUGGUGGUCAGGCGGGCCAGGAUGAUGUUUGUCGCCUCAACGUGCAUGCCAUUGAUGAGCUGCAGAGCCGUGGCAUUGCCUUCACUGAUGAUGCUCCCAAAUACAACUACAAAGCUGGCCCUGUCCGCGAAGCUGACUACUUCUUUGAUCCUUGCAAAGGCCGUGUGGUGGCCAUUCGAUUUGAAGGUGGAUUUGUGGAUGCUGCUACCUCAGGACAGCACUGUGGUGUUAUACUGGAUCGAACGAACUUUUAUGCUGAGAGUGGUGGGCAAGAACAUGAUGAAGGCUUCAUGACAAAGGAAGAUGACCCCGAGACAGAGUUUAAGGUGGAAGAUGUUGAGGCACGUGGCGGUUACGUGUGUCACCUGGGCAUGGUUGAAGGUAACUUGAAGGUGGGUGACGAGAUGAUCCUAUCCCUUGAUACUCAUCGACGCCGACACCUUAUGAACAACCACACAGGGACCCACAUCCUAAACUAUGCCCUACGGCAAGUGCUCACAAGCGAAGCAGACCAGCGAGGCUCCUUGGUGGCUCCAGACCGCUUGCGCUUUGACUUCACCAAUCGCUGUGCAUUGACCUGUGAUGAAGUGCGCUGUGUGGAGAAAGUGGCACGUGAUGUGAUAGAGAAGAACCAGCCUGUAUUUGCCAAGACAGCCCCACUUGCUGUGGCAAAAAGUAUUCAGGGUCUGCGUGCUGUGUUUGGAGAAGUGUACCCUGAUCCAGUGCGAGUGGUAUCUGUGGGUGUAUCCGUGGAGCAACUCGAGGCUGACCCUCACGGGCCUGCUGGGGCCUCCACCAGUGUGGAGUUCUGUGGUGGCACACAUUUAUUGCAGGCAGGCCAUGCAGGGGAUCUGCUCAUUGUGAGUGAGGAAGCGAUUGCCAAGGGUAUUCGACGAGUAGUAGCUGUGACUGGCCCCGAGGCUGUCCGUGCCCUUGCCCGUGCUGCACACCUGCAGGAAGAGAUCAGCAGCCUGAAGGUGCGUGUGGAGACAGAGCGGCCGCCGCUGCGUGAGGUGGUGCGGCAGGUGACUGCAUUGCUGGACCAGGUCAACACUGCCCAAAUCCAACACUGGCGGCGAGAGGAGCUGCGCAUCCAACUGGAACUCAUCAAGCGGGUUGAGGUGGAUGCUGACCGAGCCCGCAAGGCUGCCAUCUCAAAGCAGGCUGUGCAGGCCACCCGUGAACUACGCGCUUCCAACCCUGAUGUGGCGUACAUAGUGGUAGAGUUGCCAGCAUUUGCUCAGAAUAAGGUGCUGAAUGAUGCAUUGAAGGAAUUGCGUGGUGGCCCUCCAGCUCUCUUCCUCAGUACCGAUCCUGAUGCUGGCAAGAUUCUGGCCAUGGCUGCUGUGUCCCCAAAGGAUGUGGCCCGUGGCUUGAAGGCUAAUGAAUGGGUGAAACAUUUGGAGCCUCUGCUGUCUGGCCGUGGUGGAGGGAAGCCAGAGUCUGCACAAGUUAGUGGCUCAAAGGUGGCUGCUCUGCCUGAGGCACUAAAGAUGGCACACAGCUUUGCUCAAGAGAAGCUGGGCUGUGCUGCUGUCACAUUAGAGCUACCUGCUGCAGCCCUGGAGAAGGCUACUAAGGCUGCCACUGCUGCCCCUCGUCAAAAGCCCGAGGGUUAUGAUGAAGCGUUCCGACCCACCACAAGUGUGCCUCUACUGUAUGGGGCAUCAAGCAGUGUGCUGUCCCUGCCAGCAGUGAUAGCUGCUCAGUUUGCUGACAUCAAGCUAAAGUUGGUGGACAAAUUUCAGAUGGGUGUCAGUAAUACCAAGCCACAGUACAAAGAACUGUUUGGGCGAGAUACUGCACCCAGUCUGCUGCUACCUGAGGGCUCCACCAUCACAGGAGGCAUGGGUGCUACCUGGUUCCUGGCUUCUGAUGCCAUGCGGGGCCAUGACCGCGUAAGCCAGGCACAAGUCCUGUCCUGGAUGACCACAGCAGAGUCCCAUCUUUUGCCAUUGGUUGCCGCUGCUGUGGGGAAACAGGGUGGGGCCAAAGGUGCACAGAAAAGUCUGGAGCAAGAGCUGCGGCGCAUGGAGGCUUAUCUGCUGCACCACACUUACCUGGCUGGAGAGCGGCUCAGUCUGGCCGAUAUUUACACAUUCUCUGUCCUGGCACCUGCUGUCAAGGCUGGCCUGGUUGCUGGGGGUCGUGCUGGUUUGCCUGCUGUGAUGCGCUGGUACAACACUAUACUAAAUCAACCCAAAUUAUAUGAUCUCCCUGUUGUGCAGGCAGCUGGACCCCCAAAGCCUGCAUACUAAAUACCCGUAUGGAGUGCUGUAGGCUGCCUUGUCCUGGGAACUGAACUGAGGCUUUGUUGGGAUUAUUAUUAUUUUUAUUAUUAUUAUUACUACUACUACUACUAUCAUUAUUAUCAUUAUUAUUACCAUCAUCAUCAUCAUUGUCAACUGUUCAGGCAUCUUAUUUGAUAUGGGCUAUGUGGCAGCAUUGCUACUCUGAUGAUUACCUUAUCCUGUAUCAGCAUCUUCCUGGGGGAAGAAGAGGACCUGAGGGUUAUUUUGUAUUGCUAUUAAAGGGUGACUAGCA